AUGACGCUAGAAAGCCUACGCCAGGCCUACGCAGACCCAGAUGGGGCCCAAAAGGGCCAAGAUCUGGGCCGGAAGGGCGCCGCCGCCAGCCAUCGCGCCGCUCCGCAGCCAAGCAGCCGCGCCACCGCAACCUCGCCACCUGGAGCUGCGCCGCCCGCGAAGACGCGCCGGUGCCAGAUCCGUCGCCGGCCUGGGUACACCACUGCCGGCCGCCACCACUCAAGCCACAGCGCCGCGCCGGGGGAAAAGAACGGGGCCGCCGCCGGCGCGGCUCCACGCGAGCAAGGCCCGGUGUCCUACCCCGGCGGCGGCGGGAGAGGAUUAGGAGGAGGGGGCGCUGAGAGGAGGGGGAUGGGGGAGCCCCCGGUCGCCUCGCUCGGGGAGGCGACGCGGGGGGCCGGGAGGAGGGGAGGGGGAGGAGGGGGCGGGAAGGGCCGGGGUGCGCGCGGCGGCGGCGGCAGAAACCCUUGCGGGAGCGGGUCGGGAGGGAGAGGGAGCCGGGAAUAA
Messenger RNA from Aegilops tauschii subsp. strangulata, 507 nucleotides. NCBI's taxonomy places the organism in Eukaryota, Viridiplantae, Streptophyta, Magnoliopsida, Poales, Poaceae. The record is from RefSeq and is a predicted model, not a curated record.